AUGGAAGUGAUGCGAGAGGGGAUGUUGGAGAAGCGCAGCAGUGGGCUGCUCCAGCUGUGGAAGAAGAAGCGCUGCGUGUUGACAGAAGAAGGACUGCGUCUGCGAGACUGCAGAGACCCUGGAGGCGAGGACGGGGAUGCUCCGUGCGUCGCGUUUGGAGCCAAAGCCAAAGAGCUGCGCUUCGACCGCAUGACAACAGUGGACUGUGUCGAGUACAAACGAGGACUCGUGUAUUUUACGGUGGUCAUGGCCACUGGCUGUGCAGACAGGGAAGAACCGGCACAUCUCUGCACCUCACCUGAGGACCUGGGGAGAACAGGAGCUUUGAAGGCCAAGAACAGUCAAAGAAAACCAGUGGAUAAAGCCCCCCGGUCCCUGCACUGA
Messenger RNA from Knipowitschia caucasica, 384 nucleotides. The record is from the annotation of a GenBank genome assembly. Lineage: Eukaryota; Metazoa; Chordata; Actinopteri; Gobiiformes; Gobiidae.